CAUAAUUAACCUUGACAAGUAUUUAACCUCGAAAUACUUCCUAGUUGUGUUUUUUUACUGUUCUCACAAUUGACAACGUAGAUGGUUGGCCAUCCAUAAAAUCACCGAAGAAUGGCGAUACAGUAGAAAUCUCGACGUACAACAAAAUUUACACCUUUUUAAAGCAAUAUUUACAUAAGAAAGAAAAAUCUAAAUACAAGCAAUAUGAAGCUACUAUACUGCAUCCCAGUGUUUGUGAUAUUAAUUUUAAGGGAAUCCCUCAGCAGCCCAGUGGAUCUAUCUUCCAACAACGAGAUCGAAGACUUCCUGGAAAAUCCCAAGUAUCAGAAGUACGAUGAGCUGACUGACUUGUUUAAGCAAUUGCAAAAGCAAUAUCCGAAUCUGGCGAAGCUGAUAUCGGUGGGUAGGUCUGUUAAGAAUCGCGAGUUGUGGGCAUUGGAAAUCAACGCGAACGUGCAGAAGGAGAGGUCACAGUUGACCCCCAUGUUUAAGUAUGUUGCAAACAUGCAUGGGGAUGAAAGCAUUGGUAGACAGUUGACCAUUUACAUGGCACAAUACCUUCUGGCCAAUUAUGGAAAGAAUGAGCGUGUUACAAAGCUUGUGAACUCCACUGAUAUAUUCCUGAUGCCAUCCAUGAAUCCUGAUGGCUUUGAGAACUCUGAGGAGGGAAUGUGUGAGUCCAAGGAAAGAUAUGUUGGUAGGCAAAAUGAAAACAAUGUCGAUUUGAAUAGGGAUUUCCCAGACCAAUUUGAUCCAAUUAGAAUUGGAACUAUUUUGUCUGGAAGGCAACCUGAAACCAUCUCACUCAUGACCUGGAUUAUUUCUAGACCUUUUGUGCUCUCUGGAAACCUGCAUGGUGGAGCUGUUGUUGCCAGUUAUCCAUAUGAUGACUCUGCAGCUAGAAGAACUUGCUGCAAGGAGAGUGCAAGUCCAGACAAUGAGCUUUUUAAACAAUUGGCUUUGACCUAUGCCAAACCCCAUGCACCAAUGUCUCAGGGUGAGGCAUGCCCACAUGAUAAAUUCAAGGAUGGUAUUACAAACGGAGCAUUGUGGUAUGAAGUUAGAGGCGGCAUGCAAGAUUUCAACUAUGUCCAUUCUAAUUGCUUCGAGGUGACUUUCGAGUUGAGCUGCUGUAAAUUCCCGUUGGCCAAGGUGUUGCCUCGCGAGUGGCACCUAAAUAAAGAGUCUAUGAUUUCGUUCAUCGAGUCUGUGCAUUGGGGUGCUAAAGGCUUAGUUACGGACAAGAGCAAAGAACCAAUCCUAGACGCAGACGUAGUUGUAAUUGGUAUCAAUCAUAACGUCACGACUUCCAAUCGCGGAGAGUAUUGGAGAUUAUUGUUACCAGGGGAGUAUCAAAUGUUCGCCACCGCCUAUGGCUAUGAACCAUCGAAACCGAUCACCGUAACCGUGAGCAAAGACCAAACGACCGUUCAACAUUUCAUCUUGGAGCGCGCCGUUCCCACCAAAGGUGGUGCCUAUGAGGAGAUUGUUAAUCUGACGAGGCCGAUGUUCGAUCAGUACGGCUUCAUGAUCGAUCCCGGUUUAGAGUUCCACCAUCAUAAUUACACUGACAUGGAACGAUUCCUUUUGGAGUACAACAGCACUUAUCCGAAUAUCACUGAUCUGAAGGUUAUCGGUAAAUCCGUGCAAGGACGUAAUCUGUAUGUCUUCGUGUUGGGAAACACACCUACCAAACACGUUCCAGGUAAACCGGAAUUUAAGUAUGUUGCCAAUAUGCAUGGUAAUGAGGUGGUCGGUCGCGAAAUGCUGUUACUCCUCAUUAAAUUCCUUUGCGAAAAUUACAUGUCUAACGAUCGUAUUACGAAGAUGCUGAACACAACUAGGAUACAUAUAAUGCCGAGCAUGAAUCCGGAUGGAUAUGAGAUGUCCCACGAGGGCGACAGCGACAGCACAAUUGGUCGAAGCAACGCGAACAACGUCGACUUGAAUCGCAAUUUUCCGGAUCAAUACGUUAUUAAUAAUUUUAACAAAGUGACGGAGCCUGAGACGAAAGCUAUGAUGGAUUGGAUUCUGUCCGAACCGUUUGUGCUCUCUGCAAACCUGCACAACGGAGCGCUCGUAGCCAACUAUCCCUACGACGAUAAUCCCGACAGCAACGAGUACAUCGGUCAAGCGAAUCCUUCUCCCGAUGACAACGUUUUCAAAAAUCUCGCCCACACAUAUUCGGACGCGCACAGAAAAAUGCAUCUGGGAAAACCGUGCCCGUUAUUCCCCAAGGAGCAUUUCGAAGGUGGUAUCACUAAUGGAGCCAAAUGGUACAGCGUAACUGGCGGUAUGCAAGACUGGAACUACCUGGUGGCUGGAUGCAUGGAGAUCACCCUUGAGUUGGGUUGCUACAAGUUUCCGAAGGCAGCGCAACUGCCCAACUACUGGUUGGACAACCACGACGCUCUCCUAUCUUACAUCGAGCAAGUACAUCGCGGAGUCAAAGGUUUCGUCUUCAGCACAAUCGGUCGCGGCAUCCCCAACGCCGAGGUUUACGUGGAAGGGAACAACCACGCCGUUCGCACCGCCAAGACCGGAGAUUACUACCGAAUUCUUUUACCGGGAACUUACAAUUUGACUGUUGCUGCUAGAGGAUACGAAAGCGAUACGCAAACCAUCGUCGUGCCCGAGAAUGGUGGUCAGAUCCAGGUUAAUUUCACGUUGAUGCGCGACGAUCCCAUCCACUGGGCAAGCGCCUACGACUUUGGCAUCACCGAGAACCAAUACAAGCCGGAAUAUCAUUCCAACAGCGAUAUCUAUAAGCUACUCGCUCAGCUGGAGACAAGGUAUCCCUCAUCCGCACAAUUCGAAGGCGGCGAAGAUUACAUUUCAAUGACCAUACACUCACUUAAAAUAACGGACAAGAUUGAUUCGUCGGACGAAACGAAAUUCCAGGUGGCAGUGAUUGGAAAUCUUUUUGCGACGCAACCGAUUGGCCGCGAGAUAUCAGUGUAUUUAGCGAGGCACUUGCUGCAAGGCUACAAAUUCGGCGAUCCGAAUAUUGUCUCGAUCUUGGAAAAUACCGUAAUAACGAUAAUACCCGUGAUCGACGUGGCCUUCGAGAAGAUCUGGGGAGACUAUCCCAAAUUUGCAUCGGGCAUAAACAAGCCGGAUAAGUUCAUCUGCAACAAUAUUUCUGCAGAUUUCCGGGAAGUUGGUAAGGAACUGAUGGGCGACGGUAUUCGCAGCGGUAAUCCACAGGCGAAUAUCGUAAACGCGUUUAAGCAUCUGUUGCUGGACAAGAAAUUCGAUAUGAUGUUAAAUUUCGAAGGAGGCAGAGGAGGAUUCGUUUAUCCAAAGUCUAGAGGUCCGUUGAAUGUGCACGAGAAAUUCGCGCAGACCUAUUUGAAUGCGCUGAAGUAUACGCAGGGCUGCGAAAAUAACAUCGCGGCCACCGACGGAAACUUGACAGAAUUCAUAGCCAGCGAAUACGGCACAGCAAUGUUCACGGCCAAGGUUAGCUGUUGCCAAUACCCAUCGAUAGAGAAUAUCCCAUUUAUCUGGAGAGAGGUGAUCACUCCGGCUAUUAAAUUCUUGAGCCAAACACGCACAGGGGUCGAAGGAACAAUUUUAGAUUCACAAAAUCGGUUGUUGACCAAUGCUACCGUCAGGGUUGAAGGCAUUAAUGUGUUGCACCAAGUCACGCCCAGGUUGGCUCACUUCAAGAUCAUGCUGCCGCCCGGCCACUACAUUUUAGAGAUAUCCAACGGUUUCGAAUACAGGCCAAAGAUGCUGAAAGUCGAUGUAAUAGAAUACAAAAUGUCCAAUUGCAACGUGACUUUAAUGAUGAAGAAUGGCGAAAUCAAGAAGAUCUCUGAAAGUACUACCAGGACUAUUCUUGACUCGGAUGGAAAUGUUAUUGAGGAGAUCGUACCAGGCGGUGGAUUUGGUAUUGCAGGCGCCGGUAUUGUUGGAUUCGUUCGUGACAACUUGAAUCACCCAAUACCGAAUGCACAGAUUCUAAUGAACGAUAAAAAUUUGAACAUCAGUUCAGACACGAACGGUCGUUACAUGUUGAAGGUAGCGCCUGGACAGUAUACAUUUAAAGUAGUUGCCGAUGGCUAUGAACCGAUGGUGAAGUUUACAACAAUCGACGAAAAACAACCUAGUCUAGUUGUGUUCACUCUUGUUCGCAACGAGCACGUCUGGGGAAUGCCUCGAUCAGUAUUCAUUAUAUUUAUUGUACUGAUAAUGAUGAUAAUCGGAGGGAUAAUAUUUUGUUGCUGUAAAUGUAAAAACGACAAGGAGUACGGUUUAUUACCGCAAAAUCCGAACGAAGAAUUUGAUCACGUAAUGAAAGAUUACAAUAAGCCAAUCACACGACCGUAUUUUGACGACGAUGAUGACGACCAUAGCGAUAUUGAUAAUUCGCAGGAAGAGAGUUCCGAAGAUGACAUCGUUCUAUUGAACAGAAAAGACUCGUGGUCUAAAACGCACCUCAUUAAAUAGUUUUAUAUCUAAUUACUAGACAUUUUAAAAUCAUAACCGCAUUCG
Molecule: messenger RNA, 4500 nt
Organism: Nicrophorus vespilloides
Lineage: Eukaryota; Metazoa; Arthropoda; Insecta; Coleoptera; Silphidae
Gene: svr
Product: carboxypeptidase D
Exons: 15
Coding region: 205-4455 (1416 amino acids)
Biological process (GO): proteolysis
Molecular function (GO): zinc ion binding; metallocarboxypeptidase activity
Source: RefSeq, a predicted model, not a curated record